This is a messenger RNA of Penicillium samsonianum, 354 nucleotides long. Its product is annotated as UDP-glucuronosyl/UDP-glucosyltransferase. Lineage: Eukaryota; Fungi; Ascomycota; Eurotiomycetes; Eurotiales; Aspergillaceae. The transcript has 2 exons. Bases 1 to 354 code for a protein of 117 amino acids. The record is from RefSeq and is a predicted model, not a curated record.
AUGUCUAGGGCUAUGUUUACUAGUAGAAAUUUCGUUGAUGGGAUAUCGGAUGGUUUCACUAGACUUAUCACACAACCUAUCAACGGAGCAAGGGAAGAAGGUGCUAUAGGUGCUGUCAAGGGGUUCGCCAAGGGAUCCAUUGGACUUGCCACAAAAGUCCCGUCUACGGGUCUUAGACUGGUGGCAUACCCUUUCCAGGGCAUUACGAAAAGCAUUGAGGCCGCUUUUCGGACAAAAACGCGCAAGGCUAUUGUAAGUGCGCGACUGAAAAAUGGGUAUUAUCAGAUGAGCAGAAUGCAAAUGACCCACGAAGAGCGAGGUGAGAUACUGAAGGCAUUCGCAUUGAAAUCGUGA